AUGCCUCACGCAGUUAACACCCUCGACACCACUCACAGCUAUGGUGACUGGCGGGACGACCUGUUCAAGAACGGGUUUGUUGUCGUCAAGAAUGUUAUUCCAAAGGAGAGAUGUGACUACUACAUCGCCAAGAUGUUCGAAUGGGCAGAGCGCUUCCCCUGGGGGUUCGACAGGAAUGAUAAAUCCACCUGGACUCCCGAGCACUUGCCCACGCAUAUGAAGGGCGGGAUGUAUCAUGGAUAUCGGGUGCAGCAUGAAAAGUUUAUUUGGGAGGCGCGCACGGAGCCCGGUGUGCUCGAGACCUUCUCUAAGCUCUGGGGAACCGACGAGCUUCUCGUUUCGUUUGACGGCAUGAAUUUCACCCUCCCGACCGGCAAGCCGCUCCCGCCUACCGAACCAUGGCCGCAUGUCGACCAGAGCCCCCUCCGGAAGGGCAUGCAAUGCGUGCAGGGUAUCCUAAAUUUUGCGCCCAACGGACCCAAAGACGGAGGUCUCCUCGUCAUGAAGGGCUCCUCAAAACUGAUGCCCGAGUUCUUCGAGGCCCAUCCAGAAGUCAUCGGACGGCAGACAUGGGGUUCAUCGGACUGGUUCGGGUUUGACGAAGAGGAGGUCAAGUGGUUCACAGACAGAGGGUGUGAACUGCUGAAAGUAUGUGCUGAUCCCGGGGACGUGAUCCUAUGGGAUUCGAGAACCAUGCACCAUAACUGUGUACCCACAUCGCAAAACCUGCGAGCCAUCGUCUACGCGUGUUACACCCCUGCUGCAUUUGCGCAACCGGAUAUCCUCCGCCAAAAGGCUGAGUUCUUCGACCAGCGCAUGGGAACUACACACUGGCCGCAUGAUAAUCUGUUCGUCCAUGGCAAAGAGCCCCUUCGUCUAGGGAAGGAAGACAAUGGCAAACGAGACCGACCGUGGGAAGAGCCUGUCGAGACGGAGCAGAUCCAGAAACUGGCGGGGAAAUUGGCCUAUUAA
Aspergillus mulundensis is the source of this 972-nucleotide messenger RNA. Its product is annotated as putative phytanoyldioxygenase. Bases 1 to 972 code for a protein of 323 amino acids. The record is from RefSeq and is a predicted model, not a curated record. NCBI's taxonomy places the organism in Eukaryota, Fungi, Ascomycota, Eurotiomycetes, Eurotiales, Aspergillaceae. The transcript is spliced from 4 exons.